AUGAUUGGCAUAGACUUUUCUGAUAUUGACAAAGUCAAGAGAUAUCAACUUCUCUGCAGUGCUGUUGUUCCUCGACCGAUUGCGUUUAUCAGUACUACUGAUAGUAUAAAAAAUUUAGCUCCAUUAUCAUUUUAUAAUUGUGUUACUAGUGAACCACCUACCAUUAUGUUUUCUUUAACUCGAAAACGUGAUGGAAGUAAGAAGGACACAUUGAUUAAUAUUGAAAAUGAAAAGGAGUUCGUAAUUAAUCAUGUAACAAAGGAGAUAUUUCCACAAGUUUUUGAUGCAUCUGCUGAAAUACCAGCAGAUCAAGAUGAAUUCGAUGUGGUUGGUUUAACUGCGAUAGCCGGUGUCAAGGUAAAGUCAUCAAGAGUAAAAGAAUCGCCUAUUCAGAUGGAAUGUGAACUUUACAACUCCAUGGAAGUCGGAGAUGGCAACUACGGAAGCGCAACAAUUAUUGUUGGAAAAGUACUUUAUAUGCAUAUUGAUGAAUCAUUAUAUCAAAAUGGAAGGUUAAACACGUCAUCUAUUACAACUAUUUCGAGAUUAGGCAAUAUGAGUUACGGUUACGCUGAACAUAAAUUUGAUGUUGAAAGUGACAUCUGGAACGUAUCUAAAUGGUAA
Molecule: messenger RNA, 624 nt
Organism: Rotaria sp. Silwood2
Lineage: Eukaryota; Metazoa; Rotifera; Eurotatoria; Philodinida; Philodinidae
Source: the annotation of a GenBank genome assembly